Molecule: messenger RNA, 816 nt
Organism: Blepharisma stoltei
Lineage: Eukaryota; Ciliophora; Heterotrichea; Heterotrichida; Blepharismidae
Source: the annotation of a GenBank genome assembly
AUGCCUAGGCAUAGUCCUUUAUCAUUUUAUUCCAGAAUCAAGAAUGAAUCCCCUAUACCUGAAUACAGGUCAAAAUCUGUUCUAAACAGAGAAGUCAAUUCAAAAAUAUUCAAGCUUAAUAAAGCACUUUAUAAUGUAAGAAGUCCAUCUAACAAAAUUAGUCUCCUAGAAAAACUCGCACUCAGAGGAGAAGGGAGCCUAAACGAAGGGAAAUUUAUCCAGACCCACAGAAAAGCAUUAAGCAUGAAUGACCAACUGAAUGGACAUCAUAACCUUAUUAACGAAGGCAAACAGAUUAUUAAUCUGCCUAAACUGCCUUUUGGGAAGCAUAAUCAUUAUAACGAAGUCGAAAAAUUUUCGAAGCAUCAUUUUUAUGUGCCAAAUAAAGUCCCUCCAAGCCGAGCAAAAGAUGUAGAUGACUAUACAAGGAAGCUGAGAAUUUUAAUUAAAAAAGGAAAGACUACAAGAUUAAGGGAAAAAACAGUGCAUGAGACCCCAAAUUCAACUUUGACAGAUUAUAACGUUUAUGAAACUCGAGCUGGGCUUUUAAUGUGCCAGAAAGAAAAAGAGAUUAUAAAAUCUUACGAAACAGAAAAAAACAAGUGGACUGCCCAUUUAAGGCUACUACAGCCAUUUGGCUCAAAAGAUGAAGAAGAAGCCUGGAAGAAAAAAGUGAAAGAAAGAAUUGAAAAAUCGAGGAAACUGAAAUUCAAAGGAGAUUUAGACGUUUUCGAGUGUGAGUCUGAUAGUGAAGAUGUACAUUUCAACAAGGAAAAAAUUCUACGGCAUUUAUUAGUGAUUGAAUCUGAUAUAUAA